AUGCAUCCUUAUAUAUCAAACUAUCCCGUCCCAGCAUAUCCAUCAUUAUCAUCAUUUGUUCAUCCACUUAUACCUUCAGUAAAUACUAAUGUUAUGGCAACGUUUCCAUUUUUUCAUGGAUCACCUGAUCGAUUUACAGAAUUUCUUCUUGAUUCUCGUCAUCCACGUAAACAACGUCGUUCUCGCACUGCUUUUACCAGUCAACAAUUACAUGCAUUAGAAAGAUGUUUUGUAAAAACUCAUUAUCCUGAUGUUGUUAUGAGAGAAAAACUUGCUCUUUAUACAAAUUUACCUGAAGCUCGUGUUCAAGUAUGGUUUAAAAAUCGACGAGCUAAAUAUCGAAAGAAACAAAAGAUACUUGUUGAUGCAACAAAAAAACAAACAACAAUUGUAAAUGACAUUCAAACAAGUGAUGACGAUGAUGAUGAUGAUUCAAAUUUAAAACAUGAUCCAAUAAUUGUCACCAAUAAAAAUGCAGAAGAAUCAACAAUACAAACAUCAUCGAAUUUGAUAUGUCAUCAAUUAUCAUCAUUUAGUCGAAUGUCUUCCUAUACAUUAAAUAAUGAACAAGAUUUUAAAACUGAUUCAUCAAUGUACAAUUUUUCUACAAAUGAUGAACAAACAAAGUGGCGUCCAAAUACAUUAAAAUAUCAUAUUGAAAAUUUAUUACAGUAA
Messenger RNA from Rotaria sp. Silwood2, 675 nucleotides. The record is from the annotation of a GenBank genome assembly. Lineage: Eukaryota; Metazoa; Rotifera; Eurotatoria; Philodinida; Philodinidae.